Moneuplotes crassus is the source of this 643-nucleotide messenger RNA. NCBI's taxonomy places the organism in Eukaryota, Ciliophora, Spirotrichea, Euplotida, Euplotidae. The record is from the annotation of a GenBank genome assembly.
UUAAGUCAAAAAAUAUGGAAGAUACAGAACUGAAGACCAGAAGCUCAGCCAGAGCCAAGAAAUUGUCCCAACAUAUGAAGGUAGUAGACGAGGAAACCAGGAGACAAGUCAUGCAGAGUAGACUAGACGCAUUAGAGGGAGAUAACCUGUUUGAUAAUAUGCCUGAUGCCGAGCCUGGAACCAACCCUGAGCUUGAGGAAUACGAACUUGGCGAAGCAGAGCUGUUUAAGACUGAGACACCUAAGCAACUAGAGAAGAAAAAGAACGCUAGUAGGAUUCAAAAUGCGACAAGGAGGAUUACACGAAAAGAAGCGAAUAACAAGAGUUUAGCCCUAGGAUAUACAAACACUUCUUCAAAGUCUGGAGGAAAUAAGAGCAAAAGAGGAAAGCUGAACCUUCCAAAGAUUUUCUACAGGGAGUUUUAUGAAGAAGAUGACAUGAAUUUUCCAAAUUACCUCUCAGUAGUUGCAAAGCCAUCUAUCUAUCCUCAAAGAUUCUUCUGCUCUGUUUGAGGAUACCAUGCUACAUACUCCUGUGUGAGGUGAGGAAUGAGGACAUGAUCUCUCAAGUGUGAUGAAACCCAUAAAGAAACGAAAUGCAUAAAAUUUGCAGAUUAGGAAUCAGCCAUCUUCAAUAGACUAAU